Colletotrichum destructivum is the source of this 3418-nucleotide messenger RNA. RefSeq lists its product as uncharacterized. The record is from RefSeq and is a predicted model, not a curated record. Bases 479 to 3181 code for a protein of 900 amino acids. The transcript is spliced from 7 exons. Gene Ontology annotation, cellular component: nucleus. Gene Ontology annotation, molecular function: zinc ion binding; DNA binding; DNA-binding transcription factor activity, RNA polymerase II-specific. Lineage: Eukaryota; Fungi; Ascomycota; Sordariomycetes; Glomerellales; Glomerellaceae. Gene Ontology annotation, biological process: regulation of DNA-templated transcription; DNA-templated transcription.
CUCUAUCUUUACAAUCCGCACUGCCCCCCAGUACUCUGUCACCCUUCCUCUCCACCGCACCCAACCCAACAUUCGUCUCCUGCCCCAUCCUUUGCCCUUUUCGCCCUUGUCGAACCAGCCCGCCGAAUUCACUUUCUUCCUUGCUCCGUCGACGCCUACAAACACCAAGAACACCAUCACUCUCAAAGAAGUUCCUUCGACAAAUGCUCGGUUUCGAACGCCAUAUGAGGUUCAACACUCUGCGCGACGCCAAGUAACCCCUCCUCCUCCUUCCUGUAAUAGGCUACAGCUGUAACUUUGCGCGCCGCGACACUUCCCGCAGUCCUGCCCAAAUCCCUAUCCGACCUCCGACAAUUAGAGACCCCGUUAUCUCUGCCUUUUCUCGUAAACUUUCCACACCACAGCCCCUCUUCUUGAACGCGAACCCUCGGCGCGUACUUGGAUUUGUUGCAAACCGGCGUCACCUGCCAGUCUCAUCAUGUCGUCAAGUACACCCACGCCGCCAGACACGAACGGCGCCAGCUCCCACAAGCGCCCCCGAAACCCAGGGGCCGAUUCAAACGGCAGAGAAGCGGCCACCGACAACAAUAACAACAAUGUGCCUAAGCCAAAGCGCCUGGCGUGCAUGAUCUGUCGGAAGCGCAAGUUGAAGUGCGAUGGAGUUAGACCGAGUUGCAGUACCUGCGCCAGACUUGGCCAUUCUUGCGCAUACGACGAAGUCCGCAGGAAAAGCGGCCCGAAGCGAGGAUAUGUCAAGGCUCUCGAGGAACGAUUGAAACAAGUCGAGACUCUUCUCAAGACUCAAGACCCUCCAGUGGCACCUGCCGACCCUUCCAGGAACACGCCUCAAAACCUGGAUGCUACGGCUCCGAACCACAACCAAAGCGCUCCUGCACCGACGAGCUACAGCAUCCCCAAUCCUUCUUCUCUUGGUAUUGGAGCUGACCACGACGUGGACCAAUGGCGCUUCACCGGCGAAUCUUCGCCUCAGACCCAGAAUGCCGCUGCUCCGCCCAUGGAGGAUUUCAAUUUCAACUCCAACAUGUCGAUGGGCAUGAACAAUGCCGGAGGCAACUUCACCUGGGAGAUGAUUGGGCUCGGCCUUGAGGAGCCUCUUCCACCCCAGGAAACCAUCGAUGAGCUCCAUCAAAUCUAUUUUGAAAAGGUCCACCCGUCAGUGCCUAUGAUCCAUAAAUACAGAUACCUAGCAGCCAUGAACCUAGCCCCGAACCAAAGACCCCCAGUUGCACUGAGGUAUGCUAUAUGGACGCUGGCAUGUUCCAUCACAGAAAAGUAUCUUGAUCUCAAGGACCUCUUCUACCAAAGAGCCCGGAAAUAUGUGGAGGGAGACUACAUUAAGGGUUAUGGCGAGCACAUGAUCUCGGUAGCUCACGCUCAGACGCAUGUGCUCCUGGCCUCCUACGAGUUCAAAAUGAUGUAUUUCCCUCGAGCUUGGAUGAACACCGGGUCAGCUGUGCGUCUUUGUCAAAUGAUGGGCUUACACCGACUUGAUGGAGCUGGUUUGGAUGUCAAGCAAUGCCUUCCGCCGCCAAGAGACUGGACUGAGCGCGAGGAGAGGCGACGUACUUUUUGGAUGGCUUUCUGCGAGGACCGUUACGCAAGCAUCGGUACCGGGUGGCCCAUGACUGUCGAUGAGAAGGACAUCAUGACAAACCUGCCUUGUUCAGAAGAGGCGUUCGACAUGAGCCGGCCCGAGCAGACGCAGUCUCUGCAAGACUGCAUGAGCCCUUCUGGGGCGGGCAAGCUCUCUUCCUUUGGCGGCAUUGUGCUGAUGGCAUGUCUCUUCGGCCGAAAUUUGAUUCACCUGCACCGGCCCGAUGUUGACGACCGAGACCACGACCUCAACGGCGAGUUCUGGAAGCGGCACCGCAACAUGGACAACAUCCUUCUUAACACGUCCCUCUGCCUGCCGUCAUACCUCAAGCUACCCAUUGGCCUGGGUAACCCAAACAUCGUCUUUACCAACAUGAGCAUCCACACGUCGACAAUCUGCCUACACCAAGCUGCUAUCUUCAAGGCCGACAAGAACAGGCUUCCCUCUUCAGUCAGCGCGGAAAGUAAGGUGCGAUGUAUUACGGCGGCCAACGAGAUUGCGAGCAUCAUGAGGAUGAUAUCACAUUUGGACCUUUCAGCAAUGAAUCCGUUCAUAUCAUUUUGCUUGUACGUGGCGGCAAGGGUCUUCGUUCAGUAUCUCAAAAGCCGCCCCGAAGACAGUCAAACAGCCGACUCGCUCAGGUUUCUCCUCUCUGCCAUGAAUGCGCUCAAGAGACGGAACCCACUUACCGAGUCUUUCCUCGUCCAGCUGGAUGUGGAUUUGGAAGCUCUUGCGAUAAGGAUACCAAAACUAAAGACGGCAUUCCCGCGAAGCGGUGAAAGCCCGGGUUUGAAGACAGGUGGAGGCAACGGCCCCGUUUGCGACGACCCCGAGGGUGUACAAGGCAUCAUGUCCUACCGCAACGAAUGUCACUUCAUGAAGACUGUGGAGGAUGACGGCAACCUCGCCACGGCCCCAAACAUAGUCGAGCCCGAGCACACCAGCGACGCCGCUCCCAACUCUGCAUCAACUGGCUUCGGUGGCCAAGGUUGGCUUUCGGCGGAACAGGGCAUGUCAUACGGCACGAACACAACACAUGGUGUCCCCGUGCACGGGAACGCGUUGACACCAAGCUCCGGCUCCAUAUACGACAAAUCUGGCUCAAGCAGCGGGCACCUGACAGGGUUUGGACAGAGCGAAAGCAGCGGCGACAAUAACAUAUCGGGAUCAACAGAUGGCGACAACUCGAACCGACCGACACCAAAUUCAAGUUCGUCGGACCAGCGAGCGAACAUGGCGGCAGGAGGUCUCGAAGGACCCAGCCAGAACUCGUUCGACACCAGCCCGGUCACAACGCAACAGAACACCAACACUCGCGGUAGUACUGACAGAAACGCUAGCUACUUCAACGAUGCAAGUGCGUUCGGUAUUCGGACCGGGCUGACGCCAACUCAGAGAUUCUCCAUGCCCGAAACACCGGGAGCGGAUUUUGGUAUGUCGAACGGCUGGGGUGAGCUGCAAGGGCAGCCUGGCAUGACGCCUGGAGCUGAGGGAGUGUUGCGGUCACUGAUGAACAUGGGCCCCAUGGACGCCAUGGACCUUUCGUCGUGGGAUGCAGCAAACUAGAGCUGGGCAGGCUUGGAUUACUUACGGAAUUUGGAAGACACGGCCAUGAGCCACGUAGGCCCUUGUUACUAAUUCUCAAAGGGGGUUUCUUCGACUGGCGCUUUGCGGCUUUGAAUGUGGACUACAUUGAAUGUGGACGACGCGUGGGCUGGACAAGCCUCAACGCAGAUAUGUGAAGAUGAAUUAUUUAGUUACGUUUGGAGUUACGAACAUAACACAUGACUUGCAUGAACCAUG